AUGGACUUGGAGGUCAGUGAACCAAUAGACUUUAGUUCUGGAGAUCAUCAGCAUCUGGUUCGGAAAGCAGCAGAUAGUAACGUCCAGAUCAAGUCUGGUCAGUCCUACACAACUUCGCCUUCUGAGCCACAAAAAACUCGCGGGAAUCCACAUUCAAAGAUGAAAGAGCGAGCGGAUAGCUAUGUGGUACAAAUUUCAGAUGAGACCACCCCAAAUGACAGCAAUAAUUUAGCCAAUCCAUUCUCAGAUUCAUCGGUCCGCAGAGCUUUCAUUAUCAAAGUGUUCCUGAUCCUGUCAGCUCAGCUGGUGGUCACUGGGGCAAUUGUCAGCCUGUUUCUUUUCUGGAAGGGUUUAAAAUCUUGGGUGCUCAAGAAUGCCUGGUUCACCUAUGCAAUCUUGCCGGCAUUUUUUGUUGUACUGAUUGUACUUGCUUGCUGCGGGAAACUCCGCCGCCAGGUGCCUGCGAAUUACAUUCUCCUGGGAUUAUUUACGGUUCUUCAAGGUCUGCUGCUCGGAGCCGUAUCAGUUUUCUAUAACGCUGAGGAAGUGUUAUGGGCAACAGCUGCAACCGCUGUGGUGACGUUAGCCCUCACUCUGUUUGCUCUUCAAACAAAAUGGGAUUUCACCAUGCUCAAUGGAAUGCUGUUUGUUUUACUCUUCGUACUUAUUAUCUAUGGAAUUCUCUUACUCUUCAUACGAUCAUAUUGGUUGCAUCUGUUGUAUGCUGGCCUUGGAACUAUAAUCUUCUCACUUUACUUGGUGAUGGAUGUACAGCUCAUGGUGGGAGGGCGCCACCAUCACUCUGAUCUGGACCCUGAAGAGUACGUUUUUGCUGCCCUGAACAUCUACUUGGAUAUCAUCAACCUCUUCCUUUUUAUUUUGCAACUGAUUGGACUGGGACGGUAGUCAGAGGGCCAAGACUGGUUCGUGUUGAAAAGAGGGAAGGAGGGAUGGCUGUGACAUGUUGCCUGGGUCAGACAUGUGGGGGUUACCUCACUUCAUUAGCCUUUUAGUACAAAAAAAUAUUU
This is a messenger RNA of Odobenus rosmarus divergens (Pacific walrus), 1028 nucleotides long. Its product is annotated as protein lifeguard 1-like. The transcript is spliced from 9 exons. Bases 1 to 906 code for a protein of 301 amino acids. The record is from RefSeq and is a predicted model, not a curated record. Gene Ontology annotation, cellular component: membrane. Lineage: Eukaryota; Metazoa; Chordata; Mammalia; Carnivora; Odobenidae.